AUGGACCAUGACCUGGACAUUAUCGCAGUCCAAGAGACGAAAGUGGAGAGCGAGGACGGCACCGAGAGUCUGUUGCAGCGUUUCACCGGACGCUACAGCGCCAGCCGAGCGGAAGAAGACAAGGCAACCGGCGAGGUGAAAGUGAAACAGCGGGGUUCGUUUGCACAGAGUGGCGUGGUCGAUCCGCUCGAAAACGCUGAUGUUCCCUACCGGGCGUGGCAGCUGAAGUGGAUCAGGCGGUCCCAGCUCUUCGAGGCUUCGGUCGCCUUCGGCUGCUCGCCCCCACACCCGUACGAGUUUGGCUAUGACAGUGUGGACGAGUUCGGCAACACACAGUAUCGACACGAGACCAGCGACGCGCACAAUAACAAGCGCGGUUCUUACGGCUACACCGACGCCAACGGCAUCUAUCGCCGGGUGGACUACGUGGCGGACGCAAAUGGCUUCCGUGCUCACAUUCGGACCAACGAGCCUGGCACGGCCUCCUCCGCACCGGCUGGCGCAGUGUACGACUCCAAGCCGGUUACUAUCAGGGCAACGGUAAUCAAAUCUCAACGAGGCGGCUUGCUACUGCCCCAUGACGCAAGGUUAAAUGCAGGAAAGGAGUUCAUUGUGAGCCCGGUGAAGCCCCAUCCUGCUGUAGUUGUCCCAGCAGUUUCUUUCCAGGAUGGAUCGAAGGGCGGACACCCAACGCCCCUUGCCCCGCACCCCAUCGCCACUCAUCUCCACGGCCCACCGAGGGCACUGCUUAACAAUGACAGCCCUGUUGUGGUGGGCAGUCACCCUACGCUUGUAGGUGCGGUGGGUAGCGAUGGUCAUCACGAUGCGGCGGAAGUGGUAGCAACCAAGGUUCUCACAGAUCCCGCGGCCCCUCAUGGUGUCCAUGCUACGCUAGGAGUAGUUGCCCUAAAGCGCCAUCAUCAUGUCCAUGUAUCUGGACAAGACUACAAAGCUAAAAGUCGGUAAACGACCAUCGUUUGUUUCCAAAACACCGUGUUAAACGAAUAA
This is a messenger RNA of Rhipicephalus sanguineus (brown dog tick), 1008 nucleotides long. RefSeq lists its product as uncharacterized. The coding region runs from base 1 to 966 and encodes 321 amino acids. Lineage: Eukaryota; Metazoa; Arthropoda; Arachnida; Ixodida; Ixodidae. Gene Ontology annotation, molecular function: structural constituent of chitin-based larval cuticle. The record is from RefSeq and is a predicted model, not a curated record. The transcript is spliced from 3 exons. Gene Ontology annotation, cellular component: chitin-based extracellular matrix.